This is a messenger RNA of Nanorana parkeri, 1650 nucleotides long. It is a transcript of the gene ABHD8, whose product is annotated as abhydrolase domain containing 8. The record is from RefSeq and is a predicted model, not a curated record. NCBI's taxonomy places the organism in Eukaryota, Metazoa, Chordata, Amphibia, Anura, Dicroglossidae. Gene Ontology annotation, molecular function: catalytic activity. The transcript is spliced from 5 exons. Bases 364 to 1647 code for a protein of 427 amino acids.
UCCGCACACACCUCUAGGAGGGAUUCCGUCAGAUUCUGUAUGGCAACAGCAUGCGUGUGUAGGGGGGCAGGAGAAGGUUUACAUCUUUAAGGGGUGUAGGGACGCUGCCUUAGAUGGGAAACAACAAGCAAGUACCCAGGCUGUGCAGAGAGACACCCUGCUGCAACUGAGCUGCACAUGCUUUAAUGUGGUUGUAAAGCAAGGCAGUGGGUGCAGGAUAAGAGAAUUAGCCUCAGGAGCAGAUUGCCACUGCAGGAUUUUCUCUCUUCAUCCAUCUUCCACCCAGAUCCUUGUCUACAAAACAAAUCCCAUUCGGGAGCACCAAAAAUCAGGGUUACUCUUGACAAUAAAUGAGGAAACACCAUGUUGACCAGCAUAGCAGAACGUAUAAUGUACUGCCUGACAGGCAAAACACCAAAUUCUGUAGCUCCAGCAGAUAUAUCAGAGAGCAGCGAUGGUUACGAUUUUCUGGAGGUGAAGCCAGGCCGUGUUGUACGAGUACGACACAUUUUGCCUUCUCGCCCUGGAGGUGGAGAGGUGGAGGAAGUGAAGAACUCAGAAAAAGGCCUAAUUCACUGCAAGAGGAGGAUAACUGUCUAUCGCAAUGGUCAGCUAGUGAUAGAAAAUCUUGGUGCCACCCUUCGUUCUGAAAUCUUACAUUGCCGCAAUGGGAACACAGAGCCAGCUGGAACACUGGAGGUGGAGCUUUCAGAUUACACAAGUACAGGCAAUGAUGGCGGAGGAGGAAAAGAGAGCGACGUUCCUCCCGGCAGACGCAGAAAACGCAAGCCAAAGAAAGUGGUGCUAGUGGAUUGCCAAAGACAAGUCAGCAGCUGUAAGGGCACAAAUUCUGAUGUAGUUCUGUUCUUCAUUCAUGGUGUUGGAGGGUCUCUUGAUAUAUGGAAAGAACAACUGGAUUUCUUCUCUAAACUUGGCUAUGAGGUAGUAGCCCCAGAUUUAGUUGGACAUGGUUCAAGUGCAGCUCCACAAAUUGGGGCAGCUUACACCUUCUAUGCUCUAGCAGAGGAUAUGAGAUGCGUUUUCAAACGUUACGCCAAGAAAAGGAACAUCUUAGUGGGACAUUCAUAUGGGGUCUCUUUCUGUACCUUUCUGGCCCACGAGUAUCCUGACUUAGUCCACAAGGUGGUUAUGAUCAAUGGUGGUGGACCCACAGCCCUUGAACCCAGCCUCUGCUCCAUCUUUAAUAUGCCCACUUGUGUGUUGCACUGUUUGUCUCCUUGCCUUGCGUGGAGCUUCCUCAAGGCUGGAUUUGCUCGACAAGGUGCCAAAGAGAAACAGCUCUUACGAGAGGGCAAUGCCUUCAAUGUGUCAUCUUUUGUGCUCCGAGCAAUGAUGAGUGGCCAGUAUUGGCCAGAAGGUGAUGAGGUUUAUCACGCAGAGUUAACUGUCCCUGUGCUGCUUGUGCAUGGAAUGCAUGACAAAUUUGUCCCCCUAGAAGAAGACCAACGGAUGGCAGAGAUCUUGCUAAUCACAUUUCUAAAGGUCAUAGAGGAAGGCAGUCACAUGGUCAUGCUAGAGUGCCCGGAAACUGUUAACACUCUACUUCAUGAGUUCUUCUUAUGGGAGCCAGAGCUGCAGAACUCAGGUGUAGAAGAAGUUGUGACCCAGGAAGCUGUGAACGAAUGAGGA